Molecule: messenger RNA, 1910 nt
Organism: Echinops telfairi (small Madagascar hedgehog)
Lineage: Eukaryota; Metazoa; Chordata; Mammalia; Afrosoricida; Tenrecidae
Gene: METTL21A
Product: methyltransferase 21A, HSPA lysine
Exons: 3
Coding region: 395-1063 (222 amino acids)
Biological process (GO): peptidyl-lysine methylation
Cellular component (GO): cytoplasm; cytosol
Molecular function (GO): protein-lysine N-methyltransferase activity
Source: RefSeq, a predicted model, not a curated record
AGACAUGUGUCGGGCUGUGGUAGCAGUGCAUGCAGUCAGGGCGAUGUAGGAAGCCCCACAUCCCUCAUUUCGUCCAGCCUUGCCCUGCUCCCAGGAGGGGUAAUUGUGGGGUGUGCAGGGAAUCACCCGGGGCUUGUAAUGUCCUGCGUUCUUUUGCCCAAAGGCACCCUGGAUUUAGAGCUAAUUCUCGGGUCCCCGAAGACUGGAAGGAAGAGCCAUGCAAAAGGAUUAGACACCCGUUUUGCUCUCCAGCCUGCCCUUCCUGCAUCUCAAUCCCAUAUUCUUUCCUUCUUUUGACCUUAAGAACUUUGCAGCUGCUGAAGAGAUCAUGUGUUGUCUGCUCAUUACCUGUGACGCUCCUGCCCGACAGGUGUGAGGGAGCAGAGAGCUGGGCAUGGGCGAGAUGGCCCUGGUACCCUAUGAAGAGGCAGCGGCCGGGAUGGGCUUGCAGAAACUCCACAAGCCUCUUGCCACCUUCUCCUUCGCAAACAGCACUAUCCAGAUCCGGCAGGACUGGAGGCAGCUGGGAGUUGCUGCUGUGGUUUGGGAUGCUGCCGUGGUUCUUUCUACCUACCUGGAGCUGGGAGCCGUGGAGCUCAGGGGCUGUUCUGCCGUGGAGCUGGGUGCCGGCACAGGGCUGGUGGGCAUCGUGGCUUCCCUGUUGGGUGCCCACGUGACGAUCACAGAUCGGAAAGCAGCACUGGAAUUCCUGAAAUCUAAUGUCCAAGCCAACUUACCGCCCCAGAUCCAACCCCGAGCUGUUGUGAAGGAGCUGACGUGGGGACAAAAUUUGGAGAGUUUCCCCCCUGGAGAGUUCGACCUGAUCCUUGGAGCUGAUAUCAUAUAUUUAGAAGAAACGUUUGCGGACCUUCUUCAAACACUGGGCCAUCUCUGUGGUGACCAUUCCCUGAUUCUGCUCGCUUGCCGAAUCCGUUACGAGCGGGAUAACAACUUCUUAGCGAUGCUGGGGAGAGAAUUUAACGUGAGCAAGGUGCACUAUGACCCCGUAAAAGAUGUACAUAUUUACAAGGCCCAGAGGAGACACAAGAGGGAGGACUUGUAGUUGACUGUGCUCUCCAAGGUGCUUGCCGGUGAGGGUGCCAAGGAAGGUCUGAGACUGGAAAUUGGAAGUGGCUUGCUCUAUGAACAUUUGAAUCAAAAGUUCUCAAGGGACAAGGCAUCCCCACACCUUUGCAACAAACGGACCUCUGUCCCAUGGCUGUGAGUCCAUUUGUCUCCCUUGGAAAGUCCGUGAGCAUUAAAGGGAAGGGUGAGGUGUGGGCUAUGCUGGUUCCAUGUUCUAGGCUGCUCCCUCUUGUUAAGUGGCUUCCACCGCUGCCGGGAGAAGGAGCUGCCAUUACGGGGUCUUCAGACCAGUGGGGUUCCUCUGCGGCUAGCUCAUGUAAAUUAAGGCGGUCUGUAAUGUUGAACCUGGUCUUCUCAUUUUCAAAUAUAAAAAGAGAGGCCUAAUAUGCAUCUCUUGGGCUGUUUUCAUAUAACUGAAAUGGCUGCCUUAUGGAGGCCUUACAUACCUUUAUUUGUUUAAAACUAGGAUGUGAUUUCUCCAGUCUCAAUGUUUCAUGGCUUAAUUUCAGAUUGAAUUGUGUAAAGAAAAGAAUCAAUGAAAAAUAAAUGCGUUUACUUUUUGAAAGGCACCUCAAAAUUGGCAGCCUGUCUGUUAGAAGUUAUGUGCUAGGCUGCUAACGGCAAAGCCAGCAGUUUAAAGCCACCAGCUACUCCCCAGGAGGAGGAUGAGCAUUCUACUAUAAAGAGUUACUAUCUUGGACACUCACAGGGGGUUCUACCCUGUUCUGUAGGGUCGCUGUGGGUCGGAAUCGACCCGUGGCAGCGUGUUUUGAGAGGCGCUAGUAGACUAUCUUCUUCAAAUUAAAAGCUGUGGUUUCAACUUC